AUGGAAUCAGAAUCAACUAAAAAAGUACCAAAUAUUCUAAAGAAGCACAAGAUAUCCGUGUUGAAAAAAGACUGUUUUCCUAAUGAUACGGCUUUGCUUCGUUGUAUGAAAGUAACUAGACCGUUCAUUGUGAAGGAGGAUGUUAUAUAUCGGUCUGAACCGGGAGAUUUCAUGAAGGGGGAAUACCCUAAUUUGACUAUCAUUAAUAGGUUAAAUAUUCUGGCUAACAGCAGUCGCACUACAGCUAAGUAUACUGACGAAGCAUUGGGCUGGGUUGAACGUACGUCCGAUGAUGUUGCGAAAUUGAUCGGGCAAAAGAAUUACGAUAUCGUAUUUUCUGCUUUGUGUUCUGUAAUAAGCCAAGAGCUUCGCAUACAAGAGUUGAAAUCAAUCGUGGAUGAUGACAGCAACAUAUCGGAUAUAAGUUGUGGGAACAUCUCUAUUGAUAGCAGCAGUAUACCAUUACAACUAGAAAACCCCAUUUCUAUUUUAAAUGAUAUUGACAAGCAUACUCAAGAGCCAGUUAGUCAUUGUACACUAUCUAUGUUGGAUGGCAGUCAAGUCAAAAUACGAGGCAAACCUGAAGAUCAGUUUCAUAUUGCUACAGCGGAAAUUUUAAAAUACUUAAAUCCUAUUGACAGGAGCAAACUUAUGUGGUAUCAAGCAUAUAUUGAUUGGAAAUACUGCUUACAAAGGGAUGAAGACAAUAAUUUGCCUAUUCAUCGGGCCGUAUUGAAUAACGACGUGGAUCUAUUGCGAAGACAGUGUGUAAUGGUAAAGAGUAGACAUGAAUCCGUCGACAUACCGAUCCAUAAUAAUCUGACAGCGCUCCAAAUUUCCAUAUCCCAAGAGUCCGCCGCGUGCACUGCUGUUCUGCUGAAGCACGGCGCCAACCCGCUGGCGACGGACGACGAACACAGGACCACGUUGCACCUCGCCGCCGAGGAGUCCCCGGAUCACCUGAUGGCGGUGAUAGACCACUGCAGGAGGAACGCCCGGCAUAUACUUUAUGACAAUGAAUUGUGGAUGCCGGAACUAGAAGAUAAAACGGAGGAAGAUAUUUCGAAAUAUCUGUUGUCAAAAGUUUGCCGAAUGUACGACAAUCAAGGUUGUACACCGUUGAUACUUGCCAGCAGGCUGGGCAAAUACACCAACGUUCAGUUGCUACUGGACGCCGAUCCAAAGUCCGUUAACGUGCCGAUGCCGAACUGUGGCAACACUGCGCUGUAUUCCGUAGUCACCGCAGCUUGUAUAGACGCAAAACAUAGCAGCAACAAGUCGAAGGCGGCCGAGCACUUCGUGAAGACAGUCGAGGUGUUGGUGAGGCACGGCGCGGACCCGGCGAUCGAGAACAAAUCAGGGAGCAGCGCGAACCAGCUGCUCAACGACUACCACCUGUCCGAGGUAUCGAUGAUAAUAGCGAACUCGAUAGUGGCCUCGAAGUAUCCGAAGGAAGAGGUCGACGUCAUCAACGACUUCAGCUCCUUCAUGCUGGUCAAGGAAGAGAGCGGCGCGGUGAACCUGCAGGUGCUGAAGAGGGAGAAGGGGACAGAGGGACCGGCAAAGGAGGCGAGGAUCCUCGAGUUGCUGAAGACAGAGAAGGGGGCGGAGGGACCGGCAAAGGAGGCGGGGAACCUCAAGGUGCUGAAGAGUGAGAAGGGGACGGAGGGAGCGGCGAAGGAGGCCAUCGCAAGGGGCCCAACGCCACCGGCGACUGGCAUACUGGCGGGAAUCCUUGGGGCGAGCAGCCCGCGCGAAAUCAUCAUAUGCGCGAACAAAACUAUCAAGCGGGAGCCGUCGCCGAAGUGCGAGCACCGCAGGAAGCCGACGCAGAGCCGAAUUUACGUGCCCGUCGCGACCAAGAACGUCGCGCCGAUCGACAAACGCAUCGGCGCUCCGACACCGACGAACGCGAUACGGCCGGCGCCGAAGGUCGUCGCGGUCGCCAAACUGGACGCGAUCGGCAAAGUGAACGUGAUAAAACGCUGCGGUGCCAACGUCACGUCGGCCGUCACGUUGCCCCCGAGCGACGUGACAACGGCCAAGAUAAGCGUGAAAAAGAAACCGCCGCCGACGCGCGAUCAGACACGCGACGUUCCGAUAAAGAAACAGAAACGGGGCCUCGAUCAA
Iphiclides podalirius (scarce swallowtail) is the source of this 2130-nucleotide messenger RNA. Lineage: Eukaryota; Metazoa; Arthropoda; Insecta; Lepidoptera; Papilionidae. The record is from the annotation of a GenBank genome assembly.